AUGCCGUUCUCACUCCCAGAUCUGUCGAAAGACAACAUCUCAAUGUACACUAUCCCAGUCAUCUGGCUCGGCUCCGUGCUCCCACGCUUCUGGGCAGGCUCCUACUACAGCAGCAAGACACAAGGCAAAGGCAUGAUGGACGUCCGAGCCCCUCGCACCUGGCAUGCCCAAAUCGAUGCCGACUCACGCCUCGAUGCCCGAACCAAAGGCCGCUUACAAAGAGCUGAAGCCGCUGUUGCGAACAACAUCGAGCAAGUUGGUCCGUAUGCUGCAGCGAUUGUAGCAGGGACUGUCGCUGGGCUGAGUCCGACAAUGCUGAAUGGGACUGCUUUUGGGUUCCUGGCGAUCAGGAUCGUGUAG
Molecule: messenger RNA, 360 nt
Organism: Fulvia fulva
Lineage: Eukaryota; Fungi; Ascomycota; Dothideomycetes; Mycosphaerellales; Mycosphaerellaceae
Exons: 2
Coding region: 1-360 (119 amino acids)
Cellular component (GO): membrane
Source: RefSeq, a predicted model, not a curated record